GCUUUCAGGAUAACCUCUGCUCCUCUGCCACUGAUCAAAAUGCAGUGGUUUGUCGUUUGCAUAACCCAAGAAAGUACAAAACUGAUGCAGACGAUUUAGUCCACUUGCGUGGUCAUGCGUGUGUGUCCAUUCGACCUUCGAUUUCGUUUUGUCCUCGAGGAUGACGUGGAAGAGCUGCGAGCACUGUAUAAAGAGUGCUUUCCGGUGACUUACCCGAAUUCGUGGUUCAAUGAUCUGAUUACGAACCCUGCGCUUAUAUCAUUUGUGGCUUUAGCGAACCAUAGAAUUGUCGCGAUUUUAGUGGCUAAAAUUAUCACUCUAGAUGAGUGCAGUGGUGAGGAUCGAAACAUUUUGGAUCGUUCUUUUCCAAACAACAGCUUUGUUGCCUACAUAUUGAGCCUCGGGGUCAGUGUGGCUUAUCGUUCGCACGGAAUAGCCUCGUAUUUACUGGACUCUUUUGUUUCCUACGCUUCUGGAUCCCACUAUCUUCGAAUGUGUCCUCAUGCUAAGACAAAGUUACAGUCGGAUGACGUUGCUAACGGUCGAGCGAUUAUCCAACACCACGAGAGUUUGCAAUCUGUUCCACUGCGGCCUCCGGUCAUGUUCAGCCCGAGGGACCGCCCUUACCAUUACAACAAGUCGUACCGCUCUCUCGUAGACGUGCUCAAUAUGCUGCCUCCAUUCCCACCAAGCUGCUGCGCUAUCUAUCUACAUGUACUGCGCACUAAUUACGCUGCUCGGCACUUUUACGAAAACCGUGGAUUCCGGUCAUCACAUGUGCAAUUGGGCUGUUACACUAUCGCUGGAAAGCCGGCGGAUGGCUGCACCUACGUGUUCUACAUGAACGGAGGAUUCGCUUCUGAGGAUGUUGUCUCCUGUCCCACCACGUAUCCUUAUCGGUUUAUCACUUCAUUUUGUCCUCCCUGCGAUAGGCUCAUAUCUGACUGUCUUACUGGCCGGCAUAUUUUUAUUUCCUACCACAGUACGCCUCGUUCAGCUCGUGAACUUCUGCCGCGAGACCAUUGCCGCCUUAUCAGGCGGUGCCGAAUGUCUCCUUACAGUGCAUCCAAGUGCUAUGGUUUUACUUGCAAGUUUCGCGUUUAAUUGGAUAGCGCAAUGUUAUUUGCCACACGCUAUUUUUCCCACCAUUUUUGAGCCUCGUGACCGAGUAUACAUUCCUCAUUGACUGGCGACAUACAGAGCUCCCUGUAGAUGCCUCGUUUUUUUAUGACCUUGAAUCUAUUAUGGACAGACUCAAACGAACAUUCGCCCCGGCAUUCAUUUACUUUUGUUAUCACCACUGGCCAGAGUUUGCUUACUGGAGCUACAACUCGUAACUGACUUCAGUUGCAAUUCGAGAACCUUUUUAGUUGGAAACUAUCACUGGCACUUUCUGCGCCGCCUACUCGAAAUGUGUCCAGUGAAGAAAGGAUCGGAUGAUAAAGAUUUCCGUCGUUCAUUCACUCGCCCGCACGUCGUCCCAUCUGAUUCUGUAGCCAUUGACGUUUGGUAUUAUCAACACUUCGCGCUGUUGAUUCAUACUGUCACACAACACGAG
Dicrocoelium dendriticum is the source of this 1558-nucleotide messenger RNA. NCBI's taxonomy places the organism in Eukaryota, Metazoa, Platyhelminthes, Trematoda, Plagiorchiida, Dicrocoeliidae. The record is from the annotation of a GenBank genome assembly.